CGCAUGCGCAGUUUUUUUCUUCUCUUCCGCGGGGGAAUGAGGAUUACCAUUUCCCAUAGACGUCUUCUGUGUAAGAGUGUGUGAGUGCUUACGUUGUCUACGUUAUUUGGACUAAAAUGCCGACACCUUUACGAAGAGAUGAGGAAUUAUCAGAAGAUCAAGAUGUUGCAAUUGAUGAUGAAGACGAAGAUUCUUUAGCAGGCACAGAAGAAGAUGAAAUGGAUGAUGGUGAAGAUGAAAACACUUUGCCAGAAGAUCCUGAUGAUCAGGAUGUAGACGAAGAUGGCGCUGGAACUCCACAAGCUGAGGAAGAAUCAAAUGGUGCUGUUGAAGAAGUGGAAGCACCUGCUGCAGAGGAAGAAGGUGAUGAAGAUGAAGAAGAAGUAGAGGAAGAAACAGAAGCACCUCCAAAACCCAAAAGAGAGAAGGGCAAAAAGCGAAAAGCCAGGGGGGAUAGUGAAAGAAAGAAAGGGAAAAAGAAAAAGAAGAAAAAGGCUAUGUCAGAUAGUGCUGAGGAUAGUGAUAGUAAAUCUGCAGGUGCAGCUUCAGACAAUGAUAGUGAUUUUGUUGCUGAAAGACCCAAGCCCAAAAAGCCUAAAGUAGAAAAGGGUCAGAAGAGUUCAGCUGAAAUCUGUGCAGAAUUUAACCUGGAAGAUGUAGUUCUUGACUAUACAGAUGAAGAUUAUGAAACGUUAACAAAUUAUAAACUUUUUUCUCAACACAUAAGGCCUAUCAUUGCAAAAGCCAAUCCAAAAAUUGCUAUUUCAAAAAUGGUCACUCUCAUAUCUGCCAAGUGGCGUGAGUUCCUAGAAAAUAAUCCAAAUAGAGAAGCUAUUUUGGAUGAAGAGGACAGAGUUGUGGUACCCAAGCCAAAGCCCAAAGAAGAGUUUGAAAAGGCACCUUCGAAACCUAAAAAGUCAAAAAGCCGGAAAUCAGUUCCUAUGUUAAAAAUCAAGAUUGGAGGUUUUGGUAAAAGAAAGAAGCAUAGUUCAGAGGAAGAUGAAAGUUAUAGUGAUAAAAGUGAUGCAGAUUUUGAGGCAGCUUUAGAGGAGGCACAAAAUAUGAGUCCGCCACCUGCUAAAAAGAAAAGCAAAACAAAAAAGACUAAGAAAAAGAAGAAAACAAAAACGACAGCAAGCUUUCCUGGGUCAGAAGGAGAAAAUGAUGGUUAUGAAACUGACCAUCAAGAUUAUUGUGAAGUUUGCCAGCAAGGAGGGGAGAUCAUUUUAUGUGACACUUGCCCUAGAGCUUAUCAUUUAGUUUGUCUAGACCCCGACCUUGAAGAACCGCCAGAAGGAAAAUGGAGUUGCCCACAUUGUGAAGGGGAAGGUAUUCAAGAGCAAGAAGACGACGAGCAUAUGGAAUUCUGUCGCAUUUGUAAAGAUGGUGGAGAGCUGCUAUGUUGUGAUAGUUGUCCAUCUGCUUAUCACACACAUUGCUUGAAUCCCCCACUAAAAACUAUUCCUGAUGGAGAAUGGCAUUGCCCACGGUGUUCGGAAGGGGCUGUUACGAAAGAAGUAGCAAUCAAAAAGAAAGUUGAAGACGAAAUAAAGGUUGAACCACUGAAAGCAAAAGUGGCAAAGAUCUUAACAUGGAGAUGGAGUGAAGUGCCCAAAUCUGAUGAUAUUAAAAAAGAAGAUGAUAAAGAUGAUCCUGCUCUUCAGCCAUCUACCAGCAGUAAAGCUCAACCAAAACCACAGAGGGAAUUCUUUGUCAAAUGGCAUGAUUUGUCAUAUUGGCAUUGCUCAUGGAUAUCUGAAAAUCAAUUGGAGUAUUAUCAUCCUGGAUUGUUUCGUUGCUAUUGUCGUAAAAAUGACAUGGAUGAACCGCCAGCAUUAGAUGAUGGUAGCAGUAGUUUGGAUGUUGGGAAGAAAGAAGAUAGGCGGUCUCGAGAAACAUUUCAAAAUUUGGAAGAAAAAUUCUACCGUUAUGGUAUUCGUCCUGAAUGGCUACAAAUACAUAAAAUUAUCAAUCAUAGGACUGGAAAAGAUGGGAAAACCAAGUAUCUAGUCAAAUGGAGAGAUCUUCCUUAUGAUCUAACCACUUGGGAAGAUGGUAAAAUAACCGAUGACUUUGAAAUUCCUGAUUGGCAAAAAGCUGAAAAUUAUUAUUGGGAUUUGAGAGCCUCUCUUGAAAGUCAAAAUAAGAAAUAUGUAAAAAAUAAAAGCUCUAAAGGUAAGAGGCCCAAAGAUCUUAAAGAUGAAGAUGGCACUAGGCGUUUGACACCUCCUCCUGACAAACCAACUGUCGAUGAGGAAGUAAUUAAAACACAGCCCAAGAAGAAAUAUGAAAAGCAGCCACCAUUUGUUGAUGCUACUGGAAAUGAGCUUCAUCCAUAUCAAUUGGAAGGAGUAAAUUGGCUGCGAUUUUCUUGGGCCAAUGGUACAGAUACUAUAUUGGCUGAUGAAAUGGGUCUGGGGAAAACUAUUCAAACUAUUGUUUUCCUUUACUCAUUGUAUAAAGAGGGUCAUUGCCGAGGACCAUUUUUAGUGAGUGCACCUCUUUCAACCAUCAUCAAUUGGGAAAGAGAAUUUGAGACUUGGGCUCCUGACUUUUAUGUUGUAACAUAUAUAGGGGACAAAGACAGCAGAGCUGUUAUUCGGGAACAUGAAUUUUCUUUUGAAGAAGGUGCUGUGCGAAGCAAAUCUGGUGGAAAAUCUGGCCGAAUUCGUAAAGAUGUCCCUAUCAAGUUCCAUGUCCUUCUUACAUCUUAUGAACUGGUGUGUAUUGACACAGCUAUGCUUGGCUCUAUAGACUGGCAAGUGCUUGUUGUGGAUGAAGCUCAUCGUUUAAAAAAUAAUCAGUCAAAGUUUUUCAAAAUAUUGAAUACUUACAAAAUUAAUUACAAGUUGCUGUUAACUGGCACUCCAUUACAAAACAACCUUGAAGAACUUUUCCAUUUAUUGAAUUUCUUAAAUGCCUCUGCUUUUAAUGAUCUUCAAGGUUUUCUUAAUGAGUUCGCUGAUUUGGCUAAAGAAGAACAAGUUAAAAAAUUGCAUGAUUUAUUAGGAUGUCAUUUGCUGAGAAGAUUGAAAGCUGAUGUAUUAAAAAAUAUCCCUGCAAAGAGUGAAUUUAUUGUUAGAGUUGACUUAGCACAAAUGCAAAAGAAAUAUUAUAAAUUCAUAUUAACUCGAAAUUUUGAGGCAUUAAAUGCCAAAGGAGGUGGUCACCAAGUAUCUUUGUUAAAUAUCAUGAUGGAUUUGAAAAAGUGCUGCAAUCAUCCAUAUCUGUUUCCUGCAGCCGCUCAAGAAGCACCUAGGCUCCCUAAUGGGGCUUUUGAAGGCUCUAGUUUAAUAAAAGCAUGUGGGAAAUUAUUGCUGUUGCAAAAGAUGUUAAGGAAACUGAAUGAAGAAGGUCACAGGGUCCUUAUUUUUUCGCAGAUGACAAAAAUGUUGGAUAUAUUAGAGGAUUUUCUGGAGGCUGAGUACUAUAAAUACGAAAGAAUAGAUGGUGGCAUUACUGGAGCUCAGCGACAAGAAGCCAUUGAUCGUUUUAAUGCUCCUGGUGCUCCCCAGUUCGCUUUCUUGCUUUCAACUCGAGCUGGUGGUUUAGGUAUUAACUUGGCAACAGCAGAUACUGUUAUUAUAUAUGAUUCAGAUUGGAAUCCUCACAACGAUAUUCAAGCUUUCAGCCGUGCCCAUCGAAUUGGUCAAUCAAAUAAAGUAAUGAUCUAUCGAUUUGUAACCAGAGCAUCUGUUGAAGAAAGGAUCACUCAGGUUGCUAAGAAAAAGAUGAUGCUUACACAUUUAGUUGUAAGACCAGGUCUUGGUAGUAGAUCAAACACUAUGUCGAAACAAGAACUUGAUGAUAUUUUACGGUUUGGUACUGAGGAUCUGUUUAAAGAUGAUGGGGAUAAAGAAGAUGAAAUCCAUUAUGAUAACAAAGCUAUUGAAGAACUUCUUGAUAGAACACAAGAGGGCAUUGAACAAAAAGAACUGUGGGCCAAUGACUAUUUAAGUUCCUUUAAAGUUGCUGCUUAUGUAACAAAAGAAGUUGAAGAGGAACCAGAAACUGAAAUUUUGAAGCAAGAAGUUGAAUCAGCAGAUCCAGCCUAUUGGGAAAAACUACUACGACAUCAUUACGAACAACAACAAGAAGAUAUGGCUCGUACUUUGGGCAAGGGCAAAAGAGUUCGUAAACAAGUUAAUUAUAAUGAUGCUAUGGGACCACAAGAUGAUUCUACAUGGCAAGAUAAUCUGUCUGACUACAAUUCUGACUUCUCCAUUCCAUCUGAUGACAAUGAAGACGACGAUGACUUUGAAGAGAAAAAUGAAGAAAAAGGAGUUAGAGGCCGUAAAGGUAGAAUGGGUCAAUCUGAGAGAGAUAAGCCAUUGCCACCUCUAUUGGCACGUGUAGGUGGAAAUAUUGAAGUUCUGGGAUUCAAUGCCAGACAGAGAAAAGCCUUUUUGAAUGCAAUAAUGCGCUAUGGCAUGCCGCCUCAAGAUGCAUUUAAUUCACAAUGGUUGGUGCGUGAUCUGAGAGGCAAGUCUGAAAAAAAUUUCAAGGCCUACGUUUCUCUGUUUAUGCGCCACCUUUGUGAACCUGGUGCUGAUAAUUCUGAGACAUUUGCCGAUGGCGUUCCUAGAGAAGGACUUUCUCGCCAACAUGUGUUAACAAGGAUUGGAGUUAUGUCCUUGAUAAGAAAAAAAGUACAAGAAUUUGAACACAUCAAUGGCCUCUAUAGCAUACCACCUGGGGAGCUCCCAAAUAACAAAAUGCCCGAAAUGCCUCAGGGUGCCUCUGCACCCACUAGUGGUAGUGGUGCAACUCCCACUGACAGCAAAGAAUCAACACCCGCUCCAACCCCUGCUUCAACACCCGCACCCUCUGCUGCAAUUGAAGAAAUCAAGGUGGAAGACGCAUCCUCAGAGCCCAAAGAAAAGGAAAAGACCUCUGAGGCAGCAGAAGAGGCUUCUAAAGAAGUUACCGAGCCACCAAAAGAAAAAGAAAAGGAAAAAAUUGAAGAGGUUAUAAUAGACGAUAAGAAAGAAGAAAAGGUAGAUGAUAAAGAUGAAAUAAUGGAAGUUGACUCAUCUGUGCCUGCUAAGAAAGAAGAAAAACCUGAAGUGUUUGAAGAUGAGGACAAAGAUGCGGAUAAAGAAAAUAAAGAUAAAUCACAUGAGAAUAAAGAAAAAGCCAAUGAUAAUAAAGCAGAGGUGAUUGAAAUCAAAGAUGAAGAUAAACCAACUAAGGAUGGUGAUGUGAAAGAGGAGCCUUCAGAUGGGAAAGGAAAGCGCAAAUUUAUGUUUAAUAUUGCUGAUGGCGGCUUCACUGAACUUCACACCUUAUGGCAAAAUGAAGAGCGGGCUGCUGUACCAGGAAGAGAGUAUGAGAUCUGGCAUCGUCGCCAUGAUUAUUGGCUUUUGGCCGGAAUAGUCAAGCAUGGAUAUGGUAGGUGGCAGGAUAUUCAGAGUGAUUUUGCUUUCAGUAUCAUAAAUGAACCUUUCAAAAUGGAUGUUGGCAAAGGGAACUUCUUAGAAAUAAAAAACAAAUUCCUUGCAAGGCGAUUUAAACUUCUAGAGCAAGCUUUAGUCAUUGAAGAACAGUUAAGAAGAGCAGCAUACUUGAACCUUACCCAAGAUCCUAAUCAUCCAGCUAUGGCUCUCAAUGCUAGGUUUGCAGAGUUGGAAUGUUUAGCUGAAUCUCAUCAACAUCUGUCAAAAGAAUCCCUUGCUGGCAAUAAACCUGCAAAUGCAGUUCUUCACAAAGUUCUCAACCAAUUGGAAGAACUACUGAGUGAUAUGAAAUCAGAUGUGAGUCGCCUUCCAGCCACUCUUGCUCGUAUCCCCCCUGUUGCCCAAAGACUGCAGAUGUCUGAACGAGGCAUCUUAUCUCGGCUGACUGGUCAACCUCAGCCGAAUAUGAAUGCAGCCUCCAAUCCCCAAGGACAGAGUCCUGCUUUUGCGAGCACACCCCAACAACAACAGUCAGGUUACCCCACACCCGGCGCACCGACUUUAUUCCAAGGAUCAACAUAUCCAACUUACAAUCAGAGAAAUCAGUUCUCUAUGGCACAGAGUCUUUUGUCGCAAACGCUCACUGCAGCAGAUUCUCAUUUCAACACCGGCAGUCAACCCCUAGGGCAACAUGCCAUGCCAAUGCAAACAAAUUCAGUUUCAAAAGUUUGACCAGAGUGAUGAUGUCUUGAUUCGUCCUUGUUCCUGUUUACAUUUUCGUUUCUCGUUGGGAAGGUGCAUUCUCGCUUUCAGGUUAUCCUGAAAGCUUUCCGUGUACUAUAUAUACAUACAUAUAUAUAUAUACAUACAACAAACCUUGUCCUCGAAUGUUGACGGAACUCAAGGCGACUGGAGGAUGAGCAGACGACAGUUCCUUCUUUUCUACCUGCGCACAUGUUGUCGUGUAGUGCUUGCCGAAUGUGCAGUGAGCAGUUCCACACAUGUUCUUUCAGACACCAUUGUCGGUUACCUUUUUUUUUUUUAAUUCCAAGGUUUUAUAUUUUAUUCAUUCUAUUUUAAUUUAUAGUUGAAUAAACAGGUGGAAAAUGAUUUUUUUAAAAUUUAAUUAAAUAUUUGGAAGUGUUAUAAAAUUUUUUUUGGUGUCACUUUUAAUAUUUUUAGUAUUAAUUAACCGUGAAAAUUAUUUAAAUAUCUCAGUAAUGUUAUUCGAUAUUGUUCUUUAAUUUCUAGAACUCUUAAUUCUAUUUAUUCCAGAAUAAGCAGCUUUAUUUAUUCUUCUUAAAAAAUGCAUGAUCAUAAGAAUAAUUACAUUCUAUGCUAUUUUCUUUUAAUAGAAUUGAAUUCAAUUAAUAUAAGAAUUUAUAAUUAAAAAAAUUAUCAAGAGUCAUAUUCAAUUAUUGACAUUCUAUUUUUAGAAUGUCACUUAUAUGUGAUAUUAAGGUGUCUAUGAGUAAUUUUUAUGGAUGUUGUAUUUUAUGGAUACUUCAGUUGUAAAUAAUGAUUUUGAAUUUUGCGAUGGGCUUGUUAUUAAAAAUAUAAAUAAAAUAUUUAUAAUUUAAGUCAUGGAACAAUUAAAAAUCAAUUCGAUUAAAAAAAAUAACGAAAUUGAAGGAAACAUUUUUUUAUAAAAGCUUUCUUGUAAAUAUAAUAGUUUAAUUCGAUUAUGUUUAAUUAAGUAUAGUUAAUAAGGUUUAAACUAUUCAUCUAAUGAACAAAGUCCAGAAUAUUUCCAGCUUCUAAUUAUUAUUUUUGAUUGUAUGGUAUUCUUUUAAUUUAAAAAUGAUUUUAAUGGAAUAUAGUCUAUAAAAGAUAACGAUUAUAAACCCAUUUUUGAUGUUCCAAACAAUUUCGAUUAAUCGAUUAUUUAUCAUUGCAAGCCCAUCAAAGAAAACAUUCCAUACAUUCGUUUUAUUUUAUUUUCGGAUUCUGCUAUCCGAUAAAAGCUUAACUAUGAUAUUUUUAAUUAAAAAAGGUAAAUAAAAUGUUAGUGUGAACUCACUGCACUUUCCAUGCUCAUAAAGAUCUACAUGUAGCUAAAUUGUCGCUAGUCGUUUUGUCAUGAAGGAAAAAACCACAAGGAACCAAGCUCUUCAAAUGCAGAGAGGACUGCUGUUGAAAAAUAGUUCCUGUCUUUGUCUACUCAUAGUAAAAAAGAACCGGAACACUCCACCGUUAAUUGGAUUUUAAAAUGUCUGUUAAUAUCAUUUACUUUCUUGUGUGUAGCAGUAUUUAUGUACUUAAUGAAAAUUGAACAACUUCAAAAAUCAUUCUCACACAAUUUUGUAUGCUUUUCCUGUUUGAAAAAUUUGUUGUUGUUGUUCUUUGUUUUUUUUAUGUUUGUGUUAUCUAAUUUUAUAAAGUAAUUCAUAAUUAAAAAAAAGAUUAUCAUCGCAAUUGCUCAUCGCUAAGAGUUUGUUUCAUGCGGAACAACAAUUUAUCAUAACAUUCUCCCUCCCAUUUGUCACCUGGUUAUGGGUGAUUGCCAAGUUCAGCUCAAACAUUAGAAAAAUGGCAUUGUUCAAUUCCCGGUCUUUCAAGUGAUGAACAACAGAUUGUUCGAAUUAUUCAAGAUGUGAAUGAUUGUAUUCGAUUUACAUUUUUGCAAUCACCCAAAAUUCAGUUGAAACAAUGAUGUAACUCAAAAUAAAAGUUCAAAUUUUAACUUAA
Molecule: messenger RNA, 8084 nt
Organism: Argiope bruennichi
Lineage: Eukaryota; Metazoa; Arthropoda; Arachnida; Araneae; Araneidae
Gene: Mi-2
Product: chromodomain-helicase-DNA-binding protein 4-like
Exons: 43
Coding region: 117-6128 (2003 amino acids)
Biological process (GO): negative regulation of transcription by RNA polymerase II; chromatin remodeling
Cellular component (GO): nucleus; chromatin
Molecular function (GO): ATP-dependent chromatin remodeler activity; DNA binding; ATP hydrolysis activity
Source: RefSeq, a predicted model, not a curated record